This is a messenger RNA of Scheffersomyces stipitis CBS 6054, 1572 nucleotides long. RefSeq names its product Cdc37p (gene CDC37). Gene Ontology annotation, biological process: protein folding; protein stabilization. Gene Ontology annotation, cellular component: cytoplasm. Lineage: Eukaryota; Fungi; Ascomycota; Pichiomycetes; Serinales; Debaryomycetaceae. The transcript has a single exon. Gene Ontology annotation, molecular function: protein-folding chaperone binding; protein kinase binding; heat shock protein binding. The coding region runs from base 1 to 1572 and encodes 523 amino acids. The record is from RefSeq and is a predicted model, not a curated record.
AUGCCCAUUGACUACUCCAAGUGGGACCAUAUCGAGCUUUCGGAUGACUCUGACAUUGAAGUCCAUCCCAAUGUCGACAAGAGAUCGUUCAUCAACUGGAAACAGCGAGACAUACAUGAAAAACGCCAGCAGAGAAACAUAGAGAUCAAGUCGAUUCUCGUGCAACUCACGAUGUAUGCUAAGUUGAACGAAAGAGUCGAUUUCCUUUUGGAAAGUCUGACCAAUGAUGAGUUGCUCGACAAUUCAGUGCUAUUGGCGAAGCUCAACAACAAGUACGAUCCUCAGGAAAAGUUCGACUACGAAAAAUUGAUUAAGGACAAAGGUGAUACCUUAAGAAAAGGUUUAAGGGACUUGCAUUUUGAUGCAGAAGAAACUCAGAAUACACCAACAUACAAUGAGAUGAUUGAGGACUUGCUUAUUCAGUUGAAAGAUGAACAUCAAGACGCUAACAGCUCAGCUGAGAAGUUGAAGGAAUACUUGAAGGAACAUAGAAACAGAAUCGACGAUGUAUUGUCUAAACAGACGAUCAAGUUGGAUGACUUGUUGUACCAGAAAUCGUUGUUGAUUAGUAGUGACGACUACCACACUGGUUUUGAUCGUUCCUUCUUGAAUAAAGACAAGGAAGAAGAUGUUCCAGAAGAGAGUCAACCUGUAGAAAGCAAGGGUGCAGACAAGUCUGUAAAGAAGGAAAAGGUUACCACUGUUGAGACAAUCAACUCCCCUGCCUCCUCUUCUCAAGAAAAGAGUCUUCCUGAAAAGUCUGAAAAGGAAAUCUUAGACGAAUUGACUGUUUUGCCAGCUACGGAGUCGUUUGCGAAGAUUUCCUCUUCGGAUUUGAAGAAGUCGGGUGAGUUCUUGUUGAAACACACUUCCAUCUGUACUGAACACCAGAAAGAUGCCUUAAUAAUGACAGCAUUCGACUAUCAACUCGAAGGCAAUUCUGCUGCAGCCAAACAGAUUAUUCACCAGUCGUUGUUGCUUCAGUAUAUUGCCCAGUUGGCGGGACCGCAGCCUGCGCAGGCUUCCGUGAUCAAUGCAAUUAAGUUGUUCAUUUCAAAGGUGUCUGAGGCUUCUCCAGCUAGAGCUGGGUUCAUGGAAGAUGUGCAAAACACCUUUAACCACAUCAAGAACAGAUGUGAGAUCAUAAGAGAAGAACAGGCUGCUAAAGAUGGAGAAGAAGAAGCCUUGAUUCAGUUGAAGUCUCUUGAUGAGAAUACAGAAUUACUGGUCAACAUUCCUGCGGAAAACACACCCGAGUACGAAAUCUUCACUACCAAGCUCUCAAAAGAGUUUCAGGAUGCUGUAAGAACACAGUCUCUCGAUGAGGUUAACAAGGAAUUCGCCAAGUUGAAGGUUGAAGAGGCAGAAAAGGUGUUGGAGAUUUUUAACGAAUGUGGAGUUAUUGGUAUUUCAGGCUACUUGGAAGACGAGGAAGAAUUUCAAGAGCUUCAGAAACAAUACCAAGACCAAGAACUACAAGGAGAAGAACAGGAACAACUACAAGAUACAGUAGAAGAGCAGCUCAAUGACGAAGAAGAAAACGAGCCUUCUACUGUUGAUAUAGUUGAUUAG